AUGCUCCUAAUUCCCUCCUUCACAACCCUAUCCCUAUCCCUCCUCCUCACCAACCUAGCAACAAGCACAACAACCAACAAAAACGAACCCCAACUCCUAUCAAACAUCUCCCUCAACACAGACGAUGCAUCCUCCCUCUUCAGCGAGAACCCAAGCCUAAACGCCCGCGCAUUGGAAUGCAGCAUCGGCUACAGCGAAUGCGCCUACAACACCAACCGCUGCUGUCCGUCCAGCGGGAAAUGCUGCGGGAACGGGUACUGCGCCGAUAUGGGCGAGAUGUGCUGCACGGGCGGUGGUACGUGUGCCGUUGGAUUCAAGUGCUGUGCCGGGACGACGGGGUGCGCGCCGUUAGGUGGGGAAUGCUGUUCUGGUGGGUACUAUUGUCGGGCUGGGAAGAAGUGUCGUGUCUAUGAUGGGGAGAAGGUUUGUUGUCCGUUGACGGGUUGUAUUGGGGAAUAUGAUGGUGUUGGGUCUGGAGGUACGCUUACGGGUUUGGAUGUUACGUCCACGGUGACGGAGACCGAGGUUGAGACUACCCGGGCUACCACGACUUAUUUGGAGGUUGAUUGGGAUUAUUAUUAUACUACUGUCUACUGGACUUAUUGGUUCUAUUACUGGACUUCUUAUGCGCCUUACACGGUUCAGACGGUUACUUCGACAACUACCAGUACUCGCACUGUCUGGUCUGUUUAUGCGACAAACAGGGCGGAGGCGACAUCGUCGCUUAGUAGGAGAUCGUCGCGUUACUCGUUCUCGACUCCUUACUCGGCAACUUCUCUUAAAAGCUCGACGGCGCCUGUUACCUUGGCGACUGGUGCUGCUGCUCCGUCUGCCACCGCGUCUGAUUCGACAGAUGACACCGUUGCAGCUGGUCCGGUUAUCGGGGCAAGUUCCGCGGAAAGUGUGAGCGUCAGUGGGACUGGCAUCCUGGCUGCUGUCUUGGUUGCUGCGGUUGGUGGAUUGGCCUUUGGGCUGUGA
Penicillium verrucosum is the source of this 978-nucleotide messenger RNA. RefSeq lists its product as uncharacterized. Bases 1 to 978 code for a protein of 325 amino acids. The record is from RefSeq and is a predicted model, not a curated record. NCBI's taxonomy places the organism in Eukaryota, Fungi, Ascomycota, Eurotiomycetes, Eurotiales, Aspergillaceae. The transcript is spliced from 2 exons.